GCGAAUGUCUCCAGGUCUACGACGCCGUUUCAACAAGGUAAAGAAGACAAGUCAACCCAACUACCUGCUCUAGUGCUCUGUUUGGAGGAAAAGAAAAAGUCGCAGGAAAAUGGAGGAAGAGAAAGCCGCGGCGUACUACGAGGAGCUGACUCGCAAAGGCGGAGGAGCGGCGAGAUUCAAGCAAGGCCUCGGGUUCUCGUCCUCCUCAGCCUCGGACAAUGCACCAACCAGGGGCUCGGCUCUGCCUUUCUCGUCGUCCUCUUUCCUCAGCGCCUUCGUCAGGGCUUCGAGUCCCACCAAGGCCUCCGAGAUACAAAAGCAAGCGCAGCUCGAGGCCAUCCAGGACAAGCUCAGGAAGAAACCUAGUUCAGAAGGAGAGGACAAGCGGUCUAGGGUUUCGGAGAGGGGCGAAAGAGAGAGGGAUAGGGAGAGGCAUUCGAGAAGGAGAAGUAGGAGCAGAGAGAGACAUAGAGAUAGGGACAGAGAUAGGGAUAGGGAUAGGGACAGGGACAGAGAUAGGGAGAGGAAGGGGGAGAGCGAUAGAGAGAGGAGGAGGAGGAGGAAAAGUGUGUCACCGAGGCGGGAUCGGAGGAGGAGUCGGAGCGUGUCGCCGAGAGAGCGAGAGCGGAGAAGGUCGGAGAAGAGUAGGAGUGAAGAUGGGGAUAGGGACAGGGAUAGAGGGGGUAAAGUGGGGAAGGAGAGGAAUGGUUUGGUUGAGUAUUCAAAGUUGAUUGAAGGCUAUGACCAAAUGACACCGGCUGAAAGAGUCAAAGCGAAGAUGAAACUUCAGCUUGCUGAAACUGCUGAAAAGGAUGCAACAAAGGGUAUGGGCGGAGGUUGGGAACGGUUUGAAUUCAACAAGGAUGCUCCACUUGAUGAUGAGGAGAUCGAAGCUGCAGAAGAUGACAAGGUGUUAGUCAAGCACAUUGGCCAGAGCUUUCGCUUUUCUGCAGUAGAGGCAAGAAGAGAGGAACAAAUCAAAGCUGCUCAUGAUGAGGCCAUGUUUGGAGCACCAUCGCUUCCACCUUCCAUAAAUACAGAGAGUGAGCCAAACGUGGAGGACAGCGAAAAAGAAAGCGAUGAAAAUGGCUUUGUCACUAGCCUCUUAAGUGAGAAGGUACUUGCGAAGCAACAAGGAUCUUGGCGUGACCGUGCUCGUAAAGUAUAGGAUAAAUCAACAAGCUGGUGGCCAGCGUCGGAGACUGUAACCAAAGAUAUUGACUUCAAUUGUUGCAUGUCACAUGUUGGAAGUCUCAUAUAAAUGUUUCAUCAGUCAUGGUGGAGGGAUAAUGAAAUUAAUCGGAAAGAAGCUUCUGCCUCUCCACGAAUCUUCACAUUGCCAGUGUAUUAUAUUGCUACUCAUCGCCAGAGUACAGUUAGGCUCAUCGGUGGAAAGAUGCUGAUAUCAUCCAAUUUUUGGGGUCUAUGAAAUCCUGGUUGUCUGCCACGCAUCUGUGAGAAGCAGGAGCUCUUAAUUUUGCACUGGUGCUUAUUUUGCCCGGAUUGUGAUCUUCGACCUUCUGCCUUUUUUGCCCCCCUCCUCUCUCUGCUAGGCUUACUGCUUGUAUUUAUAUUGCCUAAUCCACCAUACAACAGACAUCAUAUUGCUCUCGAGUGUAAUCUGCUCUCUAUGCUCGGGGGAAAAAAAAAAAAAAAGUGGUGGUAAUAUGAGGAUGAUAGGUACCGUUUAAUCGUUUAUGUCUGUGUAGUAGAUUCUAUUGCUGGCAUACCAUUUCCCCCCUAUAAGAUCAAAACGACCAUUAGUGAAUUUGUUUGUGCUUUCCGACUCAAAUGUUUUUUUGAGUGAACCCCAAGGGGUGCUCGUGUGAUAAGCUUUGGUCUAAGUGUCAUUUUCAUCAUGUCUAAGGUUUAAAUUUCUUUGGAUGCAAGCAAUUCUUUGGGCCAGUCUGUCGGAAAAGUUGAAAUAUUGAAAUAUUAUCCGAUCCGUGUAAAGAGGUUGCUUUGCACGGGUUCGAGAUUUACCCGACAUUGGUGGAUACUCGAAGUGGCCUUGCUUUAGAGAGGUUUUUCUUUGUUUCUAAGUGACUAUGAUUUGGUGUAUUAGAGAAUAUUUAUUUAUUAAAA
This is a messenger RNA of Alnus glutinosa, 2085 nucleotides long. RefSeq lists its product as uncharacterized. The transcript has 6 exons. The coding region runs from base 110 to 1168 and encodes 352 amino acids. Gene Ontology annotation, biological process: alternative mRNA splicing, via spliceosome. Lineage: Eukaryota; Viridiplantae; Streptophyta; Magnoliopsida; Fagales; Betulaceae. The record is from RefSeq and is a predicted model, not a curated record. Gene Ontology annotation, cellular component: nucleus; cytoplasm.